UACUACCGAUCGGCCAUGUCCCACGGCUCGCAGCCCAGGGAAUUCCUCAGCCCAGAGGUGCUCCAGCAUAUCUGGGACUUCCUGGAACAGCCAAUAUGCUCGGUUCAGCCGAUCGAUCUGAACUUCAUCGAUGGCCCAUCUGAAAAUGGUCCUACAAACAAAAUAGAGAUUAGCAUGGACUGCGUCCGGGUGCAGGACACAGAGCUGAAUGACCCAAUGUGGCCACAGUAUACGAACUUGGGGCUCCUGAACAGCAUGGACCAGCAGAUCCAGAAUGGCUCUUCCUCCACCAGCCCCUACAACACGGAGCACGCGCAGAACAGCGUCACAGCCCCCUCGCCUUACGCCCAGCCCAGCUCGACUUUUGAUGCCCUCUCACCCUCCCCAGCCAUCCCUUCCAACACAGACUACCCAGGACCUCACAGCUUUGAUGUAUCAUUUCAACAGUCCAGCACAGCAAAGUCAGCAACGUGGACGUAUUCCACUGAACUGAAAAAGCUGUACUGCCAGAUCGCCAAGACAUGUCCCAUCCAGAUCAAAGUGAUGACCCCGCCUCCUCAGGGAGCUGUCAUCAGGGCUAUGCCAGUCUACAAGAAAGCUGAACACGUCACCGAAGUGGUCAAACGCUGCCCGAACCAUGAGCUGAGCCGGGAGUUCAACGAGGGGCAGAUUGCGCCUCCCAGCCACCUGAUCAGGGUGGAAGGGAACAGCCAUGCCCAGUACGUAGAAGACCCCAUCACCGGGAGGCAGAGUGUGCUGGUCCCCUACGAGCCACCCCAGGUUGGUACGGAGUUCACGACAGUCUUGUACAACUUCAUGUGUAAUAGUAGCUGCGUGGGAGGGAUGAACCGUCGCCCGAUCCUCAUCAUUGUGACACUGGAAACCAGAGAUGGGCAAGUCUUGGGCCGCCGAUGUUUCGAAGCCCGCAUUUGCGCUUGCCCAGGCAGAGAUCGCAAAGCAGACGAGGACAGCAUCCGCAAGCAGCAAGUCUCCGACAGCACAAAGAAUGGUGAUGCUUUUCGACAAGGAACUCAUGGCAUACAGAUGACAUCUAUCAAAAAAAGACGUUCCCCAGAUGAUGAGCUCUUAUACUUGCCGGUGAGGGGACGGGAGACAUAUGAAAUGCUACUAAAGAUCAAAGAGUCCCUGGAACUAAUGCAGUACCUUCCCCAGCACACGAUUGAGACCUACCGGCAGCAGCAACAGCAGCAGCACCAGCACUUGCUCCAGAAGCAGACCUCCAUGCAGUCGCAGUCAUCCUACGGCUCCAAUUCUCCACCGCUCAGCAAAAUGAACAGCAUGAACAAGCUGCCCUCGGUCAGCCAGCUAAUUAACCCCCAGCAGCGCAAUGCCCUGACCCCAACCACCAUUCCCGACGGCAUGGGAACCAACAUUCCAAUGAUGGGCACCCACAUGGCCAUGACCGGCGACAUGAAUGGCCUCAGCCCCACUCAAGCGCUGCCUCCUCCCCUCUCCAUGCCUUCAACGUCCCACUGCACCCCCCCUCCUCCGUACCCCACAGACUGCAGCAUCGUCAGCUUCUUAGCGAGGUUGGGCUGCUCAUCCUGUGUGGAUUAUUUCACGACCCAGGGGCUGACCACCAUCUAUCAGAUUGAGCAUUACUCCAUGGAUGAUCUGGUGAGCCUCAAGAUCCCGGAGCAGUUCCGCCAUGCCAUCUGGAAGGGUAUCCUGGACCACCGGCAGCUCCAUGACUUCUCCUCCCCUCCCCACCUCCUGCGCACCCCCAGCGGCGCCUCCACCGUCAGUGUGGGCUCUAGCGAAACCCGGGGGGAGCGGGUCAUCGACGCAGUCCGCUUCACGCUCCGGCAGACCAUUUCCUUCCCGCCCCGCGAUGAGUGGAAUGACUUCAACUUCGACAUGGAUGCCCGGCGCAACAAACAGCAACGCAUCAAGGAGGAAGGGGAGUGA
Egretta garzetta (little egret) is the source of this 1929-nucleotide messenger RNA. RefSeq names its product tumor protein p63 (gene TP63). Gene Ontology annotation, biological process: protein tetramerization; regulation of transcription by RNA polymerase II; apoptotic process. Gene Ontology annotation, cellular component: nucleus. Lineage: Eukaryota; Metazoa; Chordata; Aves; Pelecaniformes; Ardeidae. The coding region runs from base 16 to 1929 and encodes 637 amino acids. The record is from RefSeq and is a predicted model, not a curated record. The transcript has 13 exons. Gene Ontology annotation, molecular function: protein binding; DNA-binding transcription factor activity, RNA polymerase II-specific; RNA polymerase II cis-regulatory region sequence-specific DNA binding.